CCGAUGCCAGCAGACGCGCCACUCACCUGCAGACAAUUGGGUGGGAUUGGUGAUCAGUGGGGGCGGGCUGUGCCUUCACCGAGCGGGAGUCGUCCUCACUUCACCUUCACAUUUAACUCCGUUUCAUCUGUGCACAUCGCUGGAGAUGGUUGGAAUCGAACAAAACCUCAGUGAAGCGAGAAUAUGAAGCAACGAAAGGGCUGCGGAAAGCUGAACUCAGCCACUGUCGCAACAGGUGAGGGGCGGGGCUCAAAACACUGCGUCUGCUUGGCAUCGCUGUCAAUCAGACUAAGCCCCGCCUUUGUAACUACUAGCAACCAAUUUGAAGCCGGAAAACAUCAAGUUCGUGAGCAGCUAUCGUCGACUCUGAUCAAUUCAUGUACCACAGACAUGAGUGCAAAAAAACCCAAGGGCAGCAUGAACAAAGGGAAAGAUAAAAAGGAGGCGUUCCCUUCACGAGAGGAGGGGAGUUCUGUAGGAACAGGUCACCCUGACUACAUCUUCCCCCUGGUCUUAACAUCCGCCACGCAGGAGCUGUUCUGCUGCCGUGCCGACGUGGACGUGACUGGGGACGAGCCCCACAAGCUGCUGAGGAAAGAGGACAUCCUCCGGGACAUGAAGAACAGAGCGGCCGUGUCCGACUUCAGUCCACUCAAGCAGGCCGUGCUGGACUACCCCGAGGAGGAGUUGCUGCUGGUGUUUGAUCAGGAUUUCACCUACGGCCAGAGCUUCUACCUGGUGCUCACGGCGGGAGCAAAGGAGGACAUCCUCAGGCCCCCGCCAGGCAUGGAGGAGGAGGAGGAGGAAGGAGAUGAGUUGUUAGAGGUACAGAAGACGCCCGAGCCCAAGCCGUGGCUGUCUCUGGGCAGCGAGAGGGAGAUACAGGAGGAAUCCGUCACGGACACCAGACCCAGACUCAGGUAUAAGGUCUCCCGUGUGCGUCGUCAGUUUGGUGCGCCUGUCUGCUUCUGGGACCACAGCGCUGGGGCGAUGAGAGGCAGCUACGUCGAGUGCCCCUCCUACCAGGACAAGAGCUUCAGCCUCUGGAGGAUGGAGAAGGAGAACAGUGUACAGGCCAUCCCCAACACCAAGAGCUCAUCCUCCCAGACACUAUGGAAGUACCCAAGGAACAUGUGCACCCAGUAUGAACCUAGAGAGCUUGAGGACGAGGAGAAGGAACGCCUCCUGCAGUCAGCAGAUCUGAAGAACUUCCUGAACUCUGUCAGUGCCAGGUUUGAGCUAGCCAUUCAGCAGAACGAGAUCAUGGAUGUUUUCCUGGAUGACUGGAGGGCUCUGGGGGACGAGGAGAAUGUGCUUGGAGGGAAAGUGGACACACACCUGAAGGAGUACCAGUCCUUCACACACACACACUACAGCACCAACAAAACCAUCAGCUGCCUCUCCUGGCACCCCACAGUCAACGGUGUGAUAGCAGUGGCAGUAACAGAAAACCUGUCGUUUGAGGAGAGGAUUAACAACUCAACCAGACUGCUGCUUAACCCUUCUCUCAUUCUCUUCUGGAGCUUCUCUGACCCCAUCAACCCACAGUUGCUGCUGGAAUGUCCAGAUGACAUCUUUUGCUUCGAGUUCUGCCCCUCCAACCCAAACAUUAUCGCUGGAGGCUGUAUGAACGGUCAGGUGGCACUGUGGGACAUCUCGGCGCAUGUGGACAGACUGCAGGGAGCUCGCGGAGGAGGAGCUGCCAGAACCUCCAACGCCGACGUGCCGUGCUUUGAGGAUACGCGAGACAUUGCGCCCCCUACUGUGCGCUACUGCGCUGUGUCUGGCGUGGAGAGUGGGCACCGAGCUCCCAUCACCGACAUCCAGUGGCUGCCAGAGACCUUUGAGGUGUCCAGAACUGGGACUCCACUGGAAAAUAAGACUUUAAUAUCAGUGCAGAUAGUUACUUGUGCUCCUGACUGCUGUGUGAUGUUCUGGGACCUGCGUGCACCACGGACAGUGGUUAAUGCUCUGACAGAUACAAAACCGAAGCCUGAAGAGAAAACUGUGGAAAACCCUUAUGGAGUUCCAAGCACCUUCAAACAUCUGGACCUGACCUGGAAACCUCUCUUUAGGGUCGCUCUGCCUAAAGUAGACACCCGUGGGGAGUACAGUCCACUGAGGUUCAGUCUGUGGGGUAAUACAGAUAAGAGUGUUACCGUGGGCGACCGGCCCGAGCCUCCAGACUACGGCCAGCUCCAUUUGCCUUCAGCGAAGCACCAGCGGCAGACGGAUGACAUCAGCACCAAGUUCUAUGUGGGCACCGAGGAUGGUGAAGUGGUGUAUACAGACUGGAAACUGGAGAAAGACAAUGACUCAGGACAACUGUUCAGCCCUAAGCCAACCCACUGUUUCCGGGUCCAUGACUGCCUGGUAAACACAGUAUCGCGCUCCCCCUUCUACCUGGAUAUCAUUCUGACGGUGGGCGGCUGGAACUUCGCCAUCUGGAAGGAGGGUGUUAUGACAGGUCCACUGGUCCUGUCUGCCUGCUCCCAGAAGAGGUGCUCGGCGGGGGCGUGGUCCCUGACCCGGCCCGGGGUAAUGUACAUCGGGAAGGAGGAUGGCAACCUGGAGGUGUGGGACCUGCUGGAGAAGACACACGAGCCUUCCCAGAUCCAGAGCGUUACCACCUUCCCCAUCACCUGCAUCAAGCCCUGGACCGUGUCCCUGAAGCAGCAGCUGUUGGCUGUGUCUGAUCAUCAGGGCACGCUCCACAUUCUGCAGGUGCCAUGGAUGCUGCGCCACCCGGCCGCCAACGAGAAGCUGAGCGUGAGCCGAUACUUUGAGAAGGAGGUGGAGCACCUGGUCUACUUCGAGAAGAGGACGGAGAUGCGAGAGAGAGAGAAGAAGCAGGUGGAGGCAGAGGAGCAGAGGAGAAGAAUGGAAGGUGUUGUAGCACUGAAGCAGCUGGAGGAACUGGAGGAACAGGCACAGAGAGACUACGAGGACUACCUCACUCUGGAGAAAGCCAUUCUGAAGGACAUGGGCCUCCAAACACAGCAUAUGUCUGACCACUGAACACACACACACACACCUGCUCACAGGACAUAUCUGACAAAUGACCAAAAUGCACACAAAAAUGUUCAGAGGACAUAUGACACCUGGCCAAACACCCCCCCCCCCCCCCCACAAC
This is a messenger RNA of Electrophorus electricus (electric eel), 3133 nucleotides long. Lineage: Eukaryota; Metazoa; Chordata; Actinopteri; Gymnotiformes; Gymnotidae. The record is from RefSeq and is a predicted model, not a curated record.